Messenger RNA from Aphis gossypii (cotton aphid), 2067 nucleotides. RefSeq names its product zinc finger MYM-type protein 1-like. Gene Ontology annotation, molecular function: protein dimerization activity. Bases 1 to 2067 code for a protein of 688 amino acids. NCBI's taxonomy places the organism in Eukaryota, Metazoa, Arthropoda, Insecta, Hemiptera, Aphididae. The transcript is spliced from 6 exons. The record is from RefSeq and is a predicted model, not a curated record.
AUGUCUGGAUUAAAAAGAAAAUAUAUGGGCGGGGCGGAAAAACUUCGAAUCAAAGCUAAUAAUAAAAAAGAAAUUGAAAAAUUAAAAGGUUCUCUUGACAAUUAUAUAACGAAAAAAUUAACAACACCAGAAACCGUUAUAAAUGAAUCAAUAGAAAGAAGCUUAAAUAGUAAUAGUGAAACAUGUUGCACCCCUGAUUUAAUUGUUAAAAACUCUGAUACUAGUAAUACUAGUUGUACUAGUACUCAAAAUAACCCUGUUUCAAUCGAACAAGUGGUUCAAAUAGAAGACAAUAUUAUUAGUGGUGAAAAGUGUAAAGUUGAUUCAAACUCAUUCAUAAAAGGUUGUGGAAAUUAUGAAAUAGAUUACAGCAAGUUGAAGAAAAAUGUUGCUUUAUGGCCAUUAAAAAUCUCAAAUGAAUUUCAAGAAUUUUUUGUGUUAUGUAAAGUUGGUUUUGAUGAUUGGAGACAUGUUUCACGACGUCUUACUGGACAUGAACGUUCUAUAAAUCACAGAAAAUCAGUGUGUUCUUUAUCCAACCGUGCAAUGAAAAAUAGUCGAAUUGAUCAAGACAUCGUGUUGCAGCAUAAAAAAGAAGUUGAGUAUUGGAGAAAUGUGCUUAAAAGAACUGUCGCAGCAAUUAAGUUUAUUUCUCAAAGAGGACUACCAUUUUUUGGAGAUGAUGAAAAGCUUAAUUCACCACAUAAUGGAAUAUUUUUAGGAAUAUUAGAGUUGAUUAGUGAAUUUGAUCCAUUUUUAGCAAAUAAUCUAACCACAUAUGGAAAUAAAGGAUCCGGAAAUACAAAUUACAUUUCAUCUUAUACUGUUAGAAAACUGAUUGAUCUAAUGGCUAAUAAAGUAUUAAAUCACAUAUUAAUGGAAGUUAAAUCUGCAAAAUAUUUUGGAAUUAUUGUAGAUUCCACACCCGACAUAACUCAUAAUGAUCAGAUGGCAUACGUGUUGAGAUAUGUUAAUGAAAGUGGUGAAGUGUUUGAACGUUUUAUUAAACUUGAAAACAUUCAUGGUCAUACAGCAGAAUAUUUAUUUUCAACUAUAAAAGCUAUGUUUGAUAAAGUAGGACUUGACAUAAAAAACUGUGUUGGUCAGUCUUAUGACAACGCUGCUAAUAUGUCCGGUAAAUAUACUGGACUCCAAGCCCGCAUUAAAGAGUUAUCUCCUGUAGCAACCUAUGUUCCAUGUGCUGCACAUUCAAUAAAUUUAGUAGGAGUAAAUGCAGUUUCAUCAAGCACUACAACAGUAAACUAUUUUGGUGUUGUCCAAGCAUUAUAUGUAUUUUUUUCUUCUUCCCCUCGUAGUCAACAUCACAAACACAUAAAAGCAUUAAGGCUUGGAUAUAAUGAAGUAUUGGUAGCAUUGGAAGAUAUCAGACAAGAUCUAAAUCAAAAUCCAAUAACUCAAAAUGAAGCCAGACAACUUCUUUCGAAGCUUAAAAAAAAAGAAACUGGUGUUUUAACCACAGUAUGGAACUCAAUUUUACAAAGAAUUAAUAGCGUUAACAAGGACUUACAAUCAUCUAAAAUUAAUGUAUCAGCUAUAGUUCCUCUUUAUACUUCAUUAAUUGAUUUUAUUCAAAGUAUCCGGGAAAAUUUUACAACGUAUGAAGAGGAAGCAUCCAGCUUAAACAUAACUUCAGAUUAUUCACUAAAAAGAAAAGUGAAAAAAAAGUCAGAUAUUAUCAAGAAUACAUCAAAUUUAUUGGACCAUUUUCCUGAUGACUUGGAUAAAGAAACCUUUGUUGAUGAAAUGCUACAAUUCCAAGAAUUAAAAAUGUCAUUGUUUAGCGAUGAUAAGACUAUAGAUGAUCCUCAAUACCAACUUAAAUACCUAAAAUCGAUGAACAUAAGGCAUACGUUUCCCAAUAUUGAAACUGUGUUACAAAUCUAUUUGACGAUUCCUUGUACAAAUUGUAGCAGCGAACGAUCAUUCUCAGCGUUAAAACGUGUAAAAACUCGAUUGAGAUCAUGUUUAUCUCAAGAUAGGCUUGAUAAUCUGACUCUGUUAACAGUAGAACACGAAAUAACAAAACAACUAUCAUAUGAUGUGUAA